AUGUUGCAGAGCCCAGGUACCCGCAGGGGAGACUGGAUACCGGAGCCUGCUGAGCCUGCCCUGCACCGGCUGACCCACUACCUGCUGGCACACUACCAGAAGGGCACCCGCCCUGUGUGGGACUGGCGAAAGACCACCAAUGUGGCCAUUGACCUCAUGGUCUACGCCAUCCUCAGUGUGGAUGAGAAGAACCAGGUACUGACCACCUACAUCUGGUACAGACAGCACUGGACAGAUGAGUUCCUCCGGUGGGACCCGGCGCACUUUGACAACGUGACGCAGAUCUCCCUCCCAGUGGAGAGUAUCUGGGUGCCUGACAUUCUCAUCAACGAGUUCGUGGAUGUCGGGAAGUCCCCCCACGUCCCUUAUGUCUAUGUAGACCACCACGGGGAAGUGCAGAACCUCAAACCCAUCCAAGUGAUGACCGCUUGCAGCCUGGACAUCUACAACUUCCCCUUCGACAUCCAGAACUGCUCUCUCACCUUCACCAGCUGGCUGCACCACAUCCGUGACAUCAACCUCUCGCUGUGGCGGCAGCCAGAGCUGGUCAAGUUCGACCGGAGCGUCUUCAUGAACCAGGGCGAGUGGGAGCUGCUCUAUGUCCUCAGCCACUUCCAGGAGUUCAGCGUCAAGAGCAGUGACAGCUACGCUGAGAUGAAGUUCUAUGUAGUCAUCCGGAGACGCCCCCUUUUCUACACUGUCAGCCUGCUGCUCCCCAGCAUCUUCCUGAUGGUUAUGGACAUCGUGGGCUUCUAUCUGCCUCCCAACAGUGGUGAGAGGGUCUCUUUCAAGAUCACUCUCCUGCUGGGCUACUCAGUUUUCCUCAUCAUCGUAUCCGACACGCUGCCAGCUACUGCUGUUGGCACCCCGCUGAUAGGCAUCUACUUUGUGGUGUGCAUGGCACUGCUGGUCAUCAGCCUGACAGAGACCAUCCUGAUAGUGUGCCUGGUGCACAAGCAGGACCUACAGCCCCAUGUGCCUGCAUGGGUGAAGCACCUGCUGCUGGAGCAAGCUACUGUCCUGCUCUGCAUCCGAGACAGGGCAAAAUUCAUCCAGAGCAGGAUGCAGAGCAUGGACAUCUCUGGGCAGGCAGAGAGCAAUGACAGCACAGCCAAGCUGAACCCCUACAGCUGUGAGGACCCUCGAGAGUCUGAGGCAUCAGGGGACACAAGGCUCAGGCUGGCGGAGGGCUCCCUGCUGGUGCAGGGGGUCCUGCGUGAGAUUACUGCCAUCCGCUGCUUCCUGGAGAAGCGUGAGGAGUUCCGGGAUGUUGCCCGCGAGUGGCUCCAAGUGGGCUACGUGCUGGACGUCCUGCUCUUCCGGGCAUACUUGGUGGCUGUCCUGGCCUACAGCAUCACUCUGGGCACCCUUUGGUUGGUGUGGCAGGAUGCCUGA
This is a messenger RNA of Indicator indicator, 1395 nucleotides long. Its product is annotated as 5-hydroxytryptamine receptor 3A-like. Gene Ontology annotation, cellular component: neuron projection; postsynaptic membrane; synapse. The transcript has 9 exons. Gene Ontology annotation, molecular function: extracellular ligand-gated monoatomic ion channel activity; transmembrane signaling receptor activity; neurotransmitter receptor activity. The record is from RefSeq and is a predicted model, not a curated record. NCBI's taxonomy places the organism in Eukaryota, Metazoa, Chordata, Aves, Piciformes, Indicatoridae. Bases 1 to 1395 code for a protein of 464 amino acids. Gene Ontology annotation, biological process: regulation of membrane potential; chemical synaptic transmission; monoatomic ion transmembrane transport.